AUGGUGGGGAGGAAAGCUGAAGAGAAAGAGUCGGAAUUAGAUCCAGAGUUAAAGGAGAUAAGUAGAUACGUCGAUUCUAGUGAAGAUGUUGCCGAACGUAGUGCUAGUAGUGACAGUAAAGAGAGUAAGAAAAGUGGAAAAAAUAGUGUUGAUAGGGAUAAUGAUCCCUUGUUCGUUCCAUGUUGUUCAAGGUACAUUUUCGUGGAGCGGUAUGACCUUCGAACUACUAUGGACGAGAAUGUGUACUCGUACAUCAUCUCUAUUGUUCGUGAGACGAAGAUGGAUUACAUGAUUACGUUUAAGCCAUAUACGGAUGAGGUGAAGAAUAACGUUCUCAAUGGAUUAAAGAAAGAUUUACAAGGGGUGACUGUCCUUACUUCAAAUGAGGACAGUGAUAAUGAUGGGGAUUUGGGUGGUAACCCUAUUGGAGUACGCAUUGGUGAUGAUGCUUCUCCGAGCACCUCAAAAGAUGCAGCGGGCACCUCUAUCGAUGGGGAUCUUCAUAAGUGUGUUGCUAUGCUCGAGGAAGCAGUGUUGGAUAUUAAUAGGAAAAAGAAAAAAAAGAAGAAAUGGAAGAAGAUAAGAGCCAAAAAGAAACUGGAAAAAAAAGCAGCCACUGAAGAAGAAGAAGCUGAAAAAGAAGCAGCAGCCGAUGAAGAAGAAGAAGAAGAAGCUGAGGAAGAAAAGAAAGCUGAGAAAAAAGCAACAUGUGAAGAAAAAGAAGAAGCUGAGGAAGAAAAGGAAGCUGAGAAAGAAGCAGCAGCUGUUGGGGUGAAGCAAAAAAAGUAG
Capsicum annuum is the source of this 789-nucleotide messenger RNA. RefSeq names its product neurofilament medium polypeptide-like. The record is from RefSeq and is a predicted model, not a curated record. Lineage: Eukaryota; Viridiplantae; Streptophyta; Magnoliopsida; Solanales; Solanaceae. The coding region runs from base 1 to 789 and encodes 262 amino acids. The transcript is spliced from 5 exons.